Gracilinanus agilis (Agile Gracile Mouse Opossum) is the source of this 3660-nucleotide messenger RNA. RefSeq names its product BAI1 associated protein 3 (gene BAIAP3). The record is from RefSeq and is a predicted model, not a curated record. The coding region runs from base 1 to 3642 and encodes 1213 amino acids. The transcript is spliced from 33 exons. NCBI's taxonomy places the organism in Eukaryota, Metazoa, Chordata, Mammalia, Didelphimorphia, Didelphidae.
AUGUCGACCCUCUUGGAUAUCAAGAGCAGCGUGCUGAGGCAGGUUCAGAGAAGCCAGUCUUUUCGAAGGAGGGCCGAUGAGGCAGUAGCAUCUGGAGCAGCAGGACCCAGCUCCUCCCUGCCAGAAGGUGGACCUGAGACCGGCGUGGCCAGGGAGGACGGCGAGGAUGGAGACUUCUUUUCGAAGAUGAAAAUGAUUCUGAAGAAGAAGGAAACUAGACAGCGCUUGGGGCGGCUAGAGGUGAGAGGGGCAGUUGGGCCAAAGGGUACCGCAGCACCAGCGGCUGUCUACCCUGACCUGUCUGUGUAUUUCCCCAAAGCUAAUUCCCUGUGGGGACCUAUAGCCACGUUCUUGUGGCUUGCAUUGGACAGGGGACGGUGGGGCGUCUUACACAGCAGUGCCCCACCUCCUAGGGAGCCCCUGGGCCCUGGCCAUGCUGCUGAAAACCUGAUGCCAACCAAGAAGGAGAUGGAAAUGCUCUUUGAGGAAGCCCUGUACACUGUAUGCUACAGAUCGGGGGUGGCAUCCCCAGACCAUGUGGUCAAUGAAGAUGAACUCUUUGACUAUCUUCAGAAGGUCUUUGGUAUGAGUUCUUCUGAACUGGAGGCAGCCCUGCAUCGAGUGAAGGAGGCCAAGCCCCCGGCGUACUCUUUGAAAGUCACCGUCGUGCGAGCCAAGAACCUCCUGGCCAAGGAUGCCAAUGGUUUCAGCGAUCCGUACUGCAUGCUGGGCAUCCUGAUCGGCCAGAGUCCUCGAGAGCUGGGAGAAAAGAAGGAGCGGAAAUUCAGCUUUCGAAAGCGAAAAGAGAAAGGAGAGAAGCGGAAUAGUGCCAGAGAUGUGCUCCCGGCCAAGUACAUCCAAGUCACCGAGGUCAAGAACAGCACCUUGAACCCCGUCUGGAAUGAGCACUUUCUAUUUGAAAUAGAUGAUGCGGCCAAUGACCAGCUGCACCUGGACAUAUGGGACCACGACGAUGAUGUCUCUGUGGCCGAAGCCUGCAAAAAACUCAACGAAGUGAUCGGCUUCAAGGGAAUGGGCAGGUAUUUCAAACAGAUUGUCAAGUCGGCCCGGGCUAACGGGACAGCAGGAGCCUCAGAGGACAAUGCUGAUGACUUCUUGGGCUGCCUCAAUAUCCCCAUUCGAGAGAUCCCUGUGGCUGGCUUAGACAAAUGGUUCAAGUUGGAGCCUCGAUCAAGCUCUUCCCGGGUACAGGGAGACUGCCACCUCAUCCUCAAGCUGAUCACUACUCAGAGAGACACCAGCAUGAGUCGGAGAAUGUCGGGCUUCCAGGUGCAUGGACUACUCCUCAGCCAACUGCUUCAGUUUGAGCAUGGCCAGGACCAGCCAGAAGCCUACGGCUGGAAAGGAGAACUGAGUGGGCCUGCGGUCACUAUUCUUUGUCACCAUGGAACCCAGAUGGAUCUAUCGGCUCUGCAGUUGGCCAUGAUACAUUGGCAGGCCAGCAGCCAGCACCACCAGGCAUGUAGCUUGGAUUAUGGCUACCUUCUGGAGCUACUUGGAACCAUCCAGGAACAGUGGGGAGAGGCAGCAGCUCAGCUACCUAGAGAACAGGAGGAGAGUUUGGCCAACAGCUUCAUCUCCUUCGUGGAGCAUGCCCUCCUGCUGCUGCGCCAGCUCCGGGAGCUCUUCCCCGUCACCAACAGCAAUGCCAUCAGCCGCCUUGAGUUCCUCCUGAGGUGUCUUAGUCAGAUUCACAGUCUCCAGCCCUUCCGCAUGGUCUGCCCCUUCCAGAAUGAACUACAUGUGGACAUUGCCACAGCCCUGAAGAAAGGAACUCAAGACUGGUAUGAAAGACUCCAGAGAAGCCGGAGCCCCCUGGGAAAGCCUGGGCUGGAAUGUCUCCCUGGACUUAUCAGCCUGGCAGAUGCCGUGUACGACGACUUGCAGGCCAGUCACAGCGUCUAUGGGAAGCUCUUCGUCAGCAUCGUGAAGGUUGAUUUGUUUGGCAUCACCUAUAGGCAGCUGGAGAAGAUGGUCGCUGAAGAAGUCCAGGCUCCGGUGGAGGAGCUGAGUGCUGGGCUGGAGUUGGGCAGUGCCCCAGGCCUCUUUGAGCUCUAUAUCACCCUAGCAGAGAUCCAGCGCCUCAGAGUCUACCUCCCCACCAAGGACAGCCCUGCCCUAGCGCUGCCAGGUUUCCACACUCAGUUCUUUCCAGCCAUCCGCCUGUGGCUGCAAACACUUCGUGACAAGACUCGUCAGCGACUCCAGAGAGCUGUAGAUAUGGACAAGCUGGAGCCCAUGGACCCCAGCUCCAAACACAGCAGCUCAGCCGCUGAUGCCACCCUUUGCUUCUCGCAGACCCAGGAGCUCUGGGCCCAGCUGGCCUGGCCAGAAUCUGCUGAGGCCCUGGACUUGGUGACUCAGCUCACUGAGGAUAUCUGUGAGGCUGCUCUCUACUAUCCAGAGCUGCUUCGGAAGAAGGUGGACGCCCGGCCUCUGGCCCUCGGUGAAGCAGUGAGUGAGCCGCUUUGCAUCGCCCUGAACAAUGUGGAACACGUUCGAAAAGCCACGGGGCAGGUGCUUCGGAGCCUGGAGUGGCCAGAGCCAGGGGGAGGGUCUCCGGGGGGCCUCCCCAGAGCCCUGAAGAACCGACUGCUGGCUAUGGAUGAGGACCUUCAGAGAGAGGCCCGGAACAUGAUCGCACACCUGACAGCCAAGAUGGUAGGAGACAUUAAGAAGUAUGUUCAGCAUAUCAGCCUGUCACCAGACUCGAUCCAGAAUGAAGAGGCUGUAGCCCCUCUCAUGAAAUAUCUGGAUGACAAGCUGAUUCUUCUCAGUGAUUCUCUGGUGAAGGAAAAUCUCUGCAGGGUGCUGGAAGCUCUCUGGGAUCUGCUGCUUCAGGUUAUUCUUCAGGCUCUGGGGGCCAACAGAGACGUCUCUGCUGAGUUCUACAGGAGGUUUUACUAUACGUUGGAGGCAUUAGUGGACUUUUUCCAUGCAGAAGGGCAAGGGUUGCCCCUGGAGAGCCUGAGGGACGGACACUACAAGACCUUGGAGGAGGAAUUACGCCUGAACAAAUGCUCCACCAAUGAGUGCAUUGAGCAGUAUUACCUGGACAAGCUCAAACAGAGAUCAAUGGAGCAGAAUAAGUAUGGACGGCUGAGUGUCAGAUGCUACUAUGAGGCGGCAGAACAGCGGCUGGCCGUGGAGGUGCUUCAUGCUGCAGACUUAAUUGCCCUGGAUGCCAAUGGCCUAAGUGAUCCCUUUGUUAUUGUUGAGCUCUGUCCUCAUCACAUCUUUCCACUGGCCCGAAGCCAAAGGACCCAGGUCAAGGCCAAGACCUUACACCCUGUGUAUGAUGAGCUGUUUCACUUCUCAGUCCCUGCAGAGCUGUGCCGCCAUCGGGCAGCCUGCGUAGUCUUCACUGUCAUGGACCAUGACUGGCUGUCCACCAAUGACUUUGCUGGGGAGGCUGCCCUGGCCCUGAGCAGCAUCAGUGGACUCAGCAGGCCUCAAGUGGGCAGCAGUAUGAGGAGCAUGCAGCCAACCACUCUUCACCUCCGCAGGCCCAAAGCCAAUGUGAAAUCAGCCCUGAGGAUGCUGGAGGGAAGGAUGGACAGAGAAGCACAGGAGUUUGUGAAGAAACUCAAAGAGAUGGAGAAGAGCAUGGGAGAUGACUAAGCAGAACUUCUCUCUGGG